Archocentrus centrarchus (flier cichlid) is the source of this 4229-nucleotide messenger RNA. RefSeq names its product dynein axonemal assembly factor 9 (gene dnaaf9). The transcript is spliced from 37 exons. The coding region runs from base 102 to 3557 and encodes 1151 amino acids. Lineage: Eukaryota; Metazoa; Chordata; Actinopteri; Cichliformes; Cichlidae. The record is from RefSeq and is a predicted model, not a curated record.
UGCUAUCUUUUGUAGACACUCUCCAGGUUGAUGGAGAAGAAAAUGUAGUUACACGGCCUGAAAAGAAGAAUACACAGAGCUUUUUUGGUUUUGCGUGAACCAUGACAACAAUUACAAUGGCCGGUAUAAGGAAAGUUAACGGGAAAUUCUCUGGAAUCAACCCAGCCGUGAGCUGCUGUCGCCUGCGUCAGGUUCAGGCUCUGCUCUGUGGUAGUGGCGGUGCCACUCCUGAUGGCAUCCUGUGCUCUCUCGGAAUUGAUAGCAGAUAUAACGAGGGGUGCACUGAGCUGGCGAAAUACUUGUUCUAUGGACUGUAUGAACAAAAUCAGAUGACUCUGGAACAUGGCCUUGAGGAAUUUCCUGAAGAAAUGCUGGAUGAUGUGAUCCUGCUAAUUAAGGCAGAGUGUGUUCAUCUGUACUGCAACCCACUGAACUACAGUUACCUGUUGCCCUAUGUGUCACACUGGAGGAACCUGCAUCUCUACUGCAUGACAGAAACAGAGUAUGAAGAUGAAGAAGCAGCAGAGGAAUUUAAAAUCUCCAGUUUUGUUACAAUGGUGCAGGAUUGCUGUCACAUUGGAGUACCUUACAGCUCGCAAGGACAAAUCCAGAAGUUUGAUAUGUUUAUGGUGGAAAAGUGGCCUCUGCUUCAAGCUUUUGCUCUGGAAGGCAUUGGUGGAGGAAGCUUUUUUACCAUGAAAUACAAGUUAAUGGACAUGAGUGAGAAGCUGUGGCAGGUUUACAGCAGACUUGACCCAGUUUCCCUGGAUAAUCUCCUCACAGAGGACCUGGUAAACUUUGAGAAGCAGUGGAAUGGCUUUUUCUCCAGCAUGGACCUGGAGAAUCAUCUGUCUAUCCUGGAGCUUUCGGAAGCACAGGCGGGAGAGGCAUUCCGUACUUAUUACCUUCAUGGACUGAUCUCAAGCAAAAUCACAGAUAAAAGUAAAUGUCAGCAGCCCUAUGUGCUGUUUGGGAAACAUUCUGCCUUGGAGGAUCUGGAGAACUAUUUAUUCAACUUUCCCUCAGAGAGUCAUCAGGUCCGCAACACAGGGCCUCAAGGUUCUGCAGCCAGACACAUGAUUCUCCAGUGUGUGGCUCCCAAAGGACCUCUUGCCUGCUCUCGAACCUAUUUCUUUGGGACUACGCACUCCCCAUACCUUGGAAAUCAGAGCACAGAGCAAAAGAAAACAGAUGUCUUAGUUUUGUCACAGAUUUAUUCAGCUGCCAUUCAAGCAGUCCUGUCAGGAAUCAAAUGCUACUCCUGUAGCACCAGUGCUACCAAAGCUAAGGAUGUAGCUGAGAACACCUUUCUGAUGGCAUUGGACUCAGUGAAUUUAAGCCAGUAUCGCAGUUUUCUCAGGUCCAAAUGUGAAUUCACCAUUCAAGCAGUGAAUAAGCAAGGAAUGUUAAUUCCUCUCACUAAUGAAGACAGCCGUUAUGUAGUGAAAACAGCUUCCCUGAUUGUCCAUGACAUCCCAGACCUGCAGUGGGACAGGGGAAACCUGGGAUCUGUAGUCUUCUCUGAAUCCUUCCUGGAGUCCAGUAUCAACAUUCAACAGAGAGAUGGCACUGUGUCUUCGGACAGCUGCUACACCAUCUUGACUACAGCUGUGCCUCGCUAUGCCUGCUGGCUGAUGGAACCUGAUGUCAAGCAGUCUGAACAAGCACAGCAGCUCACUAAGGAAGACGACGGGACGUGUUUGGGAACAGUUGUGACUGCAGCUGAUGCUGCAUAUGUGUUGUCCAGCAGCCACCUUUCCACUCCUGAAGAAGGAAAGAUCAUUUUCUUUUCUGAGGGACUGUUUAUCCAUUCUCAAUAUGGGAGCAUCACUAUUUCCAAGGAUCACAUCAACAAAGUCAAGUUAUACAAUCCAGACUCCAGCACUGUGGCCUCGCUCUUUGUGGAGUAUGAGGACAGUCUUCUCCCACACCUGCCAUUCCCUCUUCACAGCUCUGAUAAGUGUCUGGUCUUUGCUCUUCUUCCCAGGUCUAAGAGCCACAGGGCCUUCUACUCUAAGGUUUUGUCUGUGUGGAAAAGCUCUGGACUCACUCUGCAAUUCUUGGAUCAAGACAGCCUGACCUGGAACCAGAAAAAUCUGCACAGCAAGCUGCAGAAGCUGCACGGCAGUCAGGAGCCACCAAUGGCCAAACGCAGAGGCAGCCUAAAAACUUCAUACUGUCAACUGCCAGAGCAGGAAAUGUUUCUUCAGCACUUUGCUCUUAGUAGCAUUGGUCAGGAGCCCAUUCUCUAUGAGCACCUGGGGAUGCUCUUCCCCUCUGCAGAGCUUAGGAAUAUACCCCCUUGCCAGGGAGACAAGGUUGUCAUCACCAUCAUCACUGGACUGCCAGGAAGCCAUAAGAAGAGACUUUGCAACUUCCUAGUUCGACUAAACAAGGAAUGUGAAAGGUGGGUGGUUUAUGAGCCUGGUCCUGAAAGUUUCUCAGCCUCUCAUCUCCAAAAGUAUUUGUCCAGCUUCUUGGAGAACCAGAGAGGUACAAGAGGCAAACCCUAUCUGUUGCUGCUUACACCUGGAUACACAGAUGUUCUGGAUGUGGUCCAGGCUGUGCUCUUCCAUCCUGACCCGGUUGUUCAGGCUUGUUUCACCAUUGGUGCCGUCACUGCCUGUGUGAACCCUCUCACCUCCUUUAUGGAGCACAGGUUUGCUUUUCCUAAGCUGCUGGAGCAGUGCAGCCAAGGUAUUGUGAGUACAGUGGUGUUCACUGGGCUGACAGCAGAGAAGAAGCACCCUCUCAUGCAGCAUGUUCAGCAGUUGGUACGCUCUGCCAACCCCACUGCUGCCUUCAUACUGGCAGAGAGAGGAGCUGUCAGCAGAGAUGAAGAUGUGAAUCUGAUCUUGUCUGAGAGCGGCUUCAACGAGCCACAGAUGCUGAGAGCGCGUUAUGUCCUCUACCCUGGAUGGUGCAAAGGGCGCUUCUUCUGUGGUUCUGGGACUCUAGUCCUCACCCAGCAGCGCGUGGCUUUUAACCGGCCCCUAGAGAGGCCUCUAUUUGUCACCCACUGUAAAGCAAUCAAGUCAUCACUAAGGCCAAGCCCCUUCCAAGGAAAUGUGUACAAUGUCUGGGGGAAAAUCCAAUUUUCCGACUCAGACCAGCUGAUGGAAGUGAGCUACAGUGCACUGAGUGGGAGCCUGAGUUUUGUCCCUGAAGACUGCAGUGGUCCUCCGACCGAGGGCCCCAAAGAGACCACCACCUCCUGUUUCUUAAUCUUUGAUGGUGUCGGUCUCACUGAGGGUGGACUAAAGGACUGGCUAAGACUGUGCGCCAAGCAGAAGCAGGCAAAGAAAACUAAGAAGACCAAAAGUACCCUUUCACAACAGGAAAUCAAGAGCAUUCACGUGACCAGACACUUGGAGCCGCUACCACCGGGCUACUUCUACAACGGGUACCAGUAUGUUGACAUCUUUGGAGAGAAAACAAACUUCCAUCCCAACAUGGAUGAGUUUAUUAAGGAGUAUAUCGCUGAGGCCAACAAGGAGAUAGAGAAAUUCAACUGUCAGCUGGAGUUGCAGGGACAACCUGACCUGUUUGAUCCAUAAUCUACAUGUAUGUUCACUCCAUCUGUCUCACUGUGGGGGGGUCAGGGAGGGCAAAGGCGAUAUGUGCUGAACACUCCAGUAGAGUAAUCAUUGUGUGGUCACACCUCAUGUAUCUUCAGAAACUGCUGCUUACUAUGUCAUUUUCUUUCUUUCUUAUUUUGAGCCUUUGAUCAGUGUAUCAUCAAUGAAAAGCUGGUUGUGUAAUUGUAUGGCUGUUUGCCAUAUGUGAGACUACACCACCAUUAGCACUUUGGUGAGUCGGGUUUCAUUGUUAUGACGUGGUAAUUCAGACUAAGGCAUGUUUGUCAGGAGAUGAGGUUUGUUUACAGCUGCAGACAAAUCUGAAAUCCAGCCCCACACAAAUCUCCACCUUUAAACCAAUGUGAUUAUACCACUGAGUCUGCAAGCUGCGAGACUUUCACAAUUGAAGGGAAUUUCCAGUCACACACUCAGCUUGUGUGUUUCUGUUUAUCACAGUUGGCAAAUUAAUGCCUCUAUUUCUGGGCAGGUGUGGAUAGCCGUGUGAUUCUGGUGGGCUCCCUGGUGGGGUUUCUCAAGAAUCGCUCCUCCUCUGUUGUCACCCAAUCCACGGUCCACCUGUUAGCUUAUCUGCAAGCCACACUGCAGCAGGGGGAGCGCUUGAUCACUGAGCUGUAAACAUUGGGCAGCCCG